CGACAGACGAGACAUAAUUCUUGGAUUGGUGAAUCCGAAGCGGCUAAAUUAUUCCGGUCAGCAAUUUUCUCGGUUACGACCGGUUCAAACGAUCUAAUCAACAAUUAUUUCACCCCGGUGGUGUCAACCGUUGAACGGAAAGUCACAUCUCCCGAAGUCUUCGUGGAUACAAUGAUCUCAAGAUUCCGAUUACAACUCACCAGAUUGUACCAAUUUGGUGCGAGGAAAAUCGUGGUGAUUAAUAUUGGUCCCAUUGGUUGUAUACCGUUCGAGAGAGAAACUGAUCCAACGGCUGGAGAUGAAUGUUCGGUUGAACCAAAUGAAGUGGCACAAAUGUAUAAUAUCAAGCUUAAAACCCUAGUAGAGGAUUUAAACAAGAAUCUACAAGGUUCAAGAUUCGUCUACGCUGAUGUUUUUCGCAUUGUUUAUGAUAUCCUACAAAAUUAUUCAUCUUACGGUUUUGAAAGUGAGAAGAUUCCGUGUUGUUCAUUACUUGGAAAAGUAGGUGGGCUUAUUCCAUGUGGUCCAUCUUCAAAAGUAUGUAUGGAUCGUUCCAAAUAUGUGUUUUGGGAUCCUUACCAUCCUACCGAAGCUGCUAACGUCAUCAUUGCUCGGCGUCUACUCUCUGGCGACACCUCUGAUAUAUUUCCAAUCAAUAUCUGGCAACUUGCUAACCUCAAGAUAAAUGCAUGAACCGUAAUAAAGAAAACCUCAUCUAUAUAGGGUUGGGCCGGUCUGCUAUUGGCAUUUGCAUUUUGAUCUAGUUAAGUUUGCUUCUUUUUUUUUUGUCUUAUGAUACAUUUUUAUGCUUAUGAUAUAUGUGUAAUCUCUUGAAAGGUUUAGUGUAGCUGGCUUUCGAAUGUUGAGACAUUAUAUUUCUUAGUAUUUUUUGGUUAGGUUUAUAUAUCUAACCAAUGAUAGAAAUUAAAUAUAUCCAACAUUCUUAUGUUCUUUUGAAAAGCAUUUUAACUAUAGU
Molecule: messenger RNA, 976 nt
Organism: Arabidopsis lyrata subsp. lyrata
Lineage: Eukaryota; Viridiplantae; Streptophyta; Magnoliopsida; Brassicales; Brassicaceae
Product: GDSL esterase/lipase At4g16230
Exons: 3
Coding region: 172-693 (173 amino acids)
Molecular function (GO): hydrolase activity, acting on ester bonds
Source: RefSeq, a predicted model, not a curated record